Molecule: messenger RNA, 3807 nt
Organism: Pangasianodon hypophthalmus (striped catfish)
Lineage: Eukaryota; Metazoa; Chordata; Actinopteri; Siluriformes; Pangasiidae
Gene: prnprs3
Product: prion protein, related sequence 3
Exons: 2
Coding region: 144-1775 (543 amino acids)
Biological process (GO): protein homooligomerization
Cellular component (GO): membrane
Source: RefSeq, a predicted model, not a curated record
ACACUAAAUGCCUGAACUCGGAGAGUCGACUCUUUAGGGAGUCGGAUCCCAGCCCCUAGCCGAGCGCUCUGGUUGUUGUUCAGUGAAUUAGCGUCGUACAGUGACAGCAGCCUCUCGGGUGAAUACAGAGCAUACAGAAGAAGAUGAAUCGUGUUGCAGUGGUCUGGGUGUGUCUGGCUUUGGUGGCGUGUGCAGUGGCCAGAAGAGGAGGCGGUGGCUUUAAAGGGGGUUUCGGCUGGGGCAAGGGCAGCAACACGGGCAGUAAAGGGACUAGCAACACGGGCAGUAAAGGGACCAGCACGGGAAACAGAGGAGGCAGUAACACCAGACAUUCUUCUGGAGGAACACACUCCCAACCAGCCAAUUAUCCUCGCCAGCCUCAUGUACCUAACCAAAACCCUCCACCAUAUCCUGGCACUGGUGGAGGACAUGCAGGCUCUUAUCCAGGCAGAGGGGGUGCUGGAGGCUACCCCAAUCAAGGGGGGUAUCCUAAUCAAGGAGGCUAUCCUAAUCAAGGAGGCUAUCCAAAUCAAGGGGGAUAUCCUAAUCAGGGAGGCUAUCCAGGUCAAGGACGAUAUCCAGGUCAAGGAUCAUACCCAGGGGCUGGGUCAUAUCCAGGUCAUGGGUCAUAUCCAGGUGCAGGUUCCUAUCCCAACAGCUACCCAGGAAGGAGUGGCGGGUACCCUUAUCCUCAAGGUGGAUCUUACCCUGGGUACCCAGUCCGAGGAGCAUCUUAUCCUGGUUCCAGUCCCAACCAGUAUGGUGGUGCAGGAGGAUAUCCUGGAGCAGCACAAUACCCCUACUGGAACCCCAACAAUAAAAUCAUCAGCCCUCGUUAUGGUGGUAACUAUGGAUAUGGUGGUUAUGGAUCAUACGGAGCAGGAGGUUCUCCUUUCGCCCAGUCUGUGCACAGUAUGGGCAUGAAGCCCUCUAUCCAGUCAAAGGGGUUCGGUAAGCAGGCGAUAUUGGCUGCUGGAGUUGGAGCUAUGGCUGGCAUGGCAGUAGGUUAUGGCCUGGGCAGUUUUCCACGCCCACACUUCAUGUUUCACAGCCCACAAGAAGAAUAUUAUUAUAACCACUACAUGUACCGCCGCUAUGGUACAAGACCUUCUGACAGUAACACAAACCCCAGCUCUCCAGGUGCAGAGCCAGGUGACACUGGAUCAAGUUCAACUAAUAAUGUUCACAAGAUCUUUGAAAAUCCUCCACCGCAGUCAUAUGACAAGUACAUGGACAGUUGUAUGAAGAGGACAGAUUUGUUGCGAGAGGACCAGGGAAGAAAUAAGAGAGCUGUUGAAGGCUCCUGGCCCCAGGAGGCAGGGGAUAUUGAAAAGGUUCUCACUGAAAAGGAUCCAAAUGAGCGACUAGGUGAGAAACCAGUUGAGGAACCAGAGUCUCAAGGAUCAGACCUCAUUACGAGACAUGAGCACGCUGGGGAAGGAAAUAAAACCAGCAACGCCACGGAUAACCCUCUGCCAUUUGCUGCAAAGCUUACUGGUGCUACAGAGCCACCUACUGAGCCUCAGGAGAAGAAGAGUGAUGAGAUGAAUGAGGAAGAUGAUGAUACUGUAAGCAUAUUGGAGAUCGGCUAUCCUGCACUGAUUGAGCAGCUGAAAGCGCGACGCUGUGUUGAGCUUUACAUGGUUUAUGCUGAGCAACAUGCUGAGACACAGGCUCAAGUGCACAUUGAUGAUAAUGGUGGUGAACAGCUCAUGCCACUUAGCCAUGGGCUCAUGCUCAUCUGUCUGCUUAUGUGCUCCCUGUUAUUCUACUGAACCUACUGAGCUUUUAUGAAACCUUGUACACCCUCUUUUGUCAUGGCAAGACAUAUCAACUGAACUACAAGAGCAAAAAUUUAAUGUCCAACAUACACACCGUGAGUUGAGAAUAUAAUAAUGACCUGGUGAUAUACAGUCUUAGUCUUGGCUAAUCAUAAAAAAGCAAGGAAUCCAUAUUUAAGAAUAAGUAAUAAUUUCUGCCUCAAACAUUAUCGUUGUUAUAAAUUAUAUUGAUUAAGAAAAACCCAGAAGCUACUGGAGUUACUGAAGCUAAAACAGGAUUGCAUUUGUCUACAUGGGUCAUUCAAAGACACUCGAUAUUGUCGUUACACUGAAUGAAGAUAAAUCUGUCUUGUUAUCAUGAUCUCACUGCAUGAGUAUGUACACUACUGCACCCUCACUCCUCAACGUGUUGCAUCAUUUCUGCAAACAAAAAUAUACAUAACUUUUUAUUUAUUUCCUGCUGAUUUAUAGAUAUCACAUCCACAGCCUGGACGCAUGCUGCUUUUCAGUGUUUUCAUAUCUUUAGGUCAGUAAUGGUACUGCUUGUAGCGCUAUAGAAAUUACAAUGGGCCUCAUUUAUCAACCCUAAAUUGCACUCAUGAGUGUGUGUAAAUUUACACAAGUCUAACUAAUAUAAACAACGAUGGAGCAACUGAUAUAAUUUCCAUGGAUUGCUGCACUUGUAUAUAUGGAUUAUACUGUCAAGUUUACAUAGCUUAGUGUAUUGCAUAUGAACAAAUGAACGUCACGCCUAUAAGAGAGGAUAUGUAAAGAGCGGAAUGUUUUUUUUUUUGGGAGGCUAAAUGUUGGCUUAUAAAUCGGUUCCGCUUUGCCACAGCAUCUUCUUUUAACACUGUGCAACACUCCAGCACGUCAGCUGAGACACUUAAACCAAUUUAAAAAUAGCAGUUUCCCUGUGUGGCAUGCUUGGUGUGCAUGAUUACUUGGGUACAGUGUAGAUCUUUUUUUUUUUUUUCCUCAACAUUUUCUUUUGACACCUUUUUCUCGUCACUUCACUUAAUUCAGACCUAAUUCACUAUUUCUGUAAUUAAAAGCGCUAUACAAAUAAAAUUGAAUUGAAUUGACGUGAGGCAAAAUAGCUUCCAAUUCUGCUUCUCUGCCUUUUCUUAACCAUUUAAUAGUCAUUUUGUGAUUUCAGCCCUCUGUGCGCUUGACAUUUUUAUAGAGUUAUGGUCGUAAAUGAGCUGUGUGGGGAAGGAUCUUUGCACUUUACUGGUGCUCAACAUACAUAUUGGAGUAUGAAGAAAAUCAGCUUUUCCGAAACUUUUGUAAAUCGGGCAGAAUAAUUUAGUUGGAUUUGGCUUACAUAAACAUUUACACACAGCUUUACUAAAAGAUUGAUAAAUGAGGCUCAGUGUCUUUUAUGUAGUGUACUUGUGGAUUUGUGUUUAGUGGAUUUACUAUUUACUUUGUAAAUAGCUCAGUGAUGGCAUCUAUGACUCAGUACACAAAAGUAGUCUGUGAAGACGAUAUAAAUGAUAAAACUUUAAUGAUUCAGUAGGCUAUAUGAAUGUACAUUUAGUUCACUGCACUGUUUUUAAGGUUUUUAUAAAAUCUCGAGACUGAAAAAUUAUUUUUUGAAGUGUUUAGUUUUAGAUGUGCUUUAAUGUGUGACUUAUUUAUGUUUGUAGUAAGACUUGAGUUGACUUUUUUUUUUUUUUUAAAGUUAGUCGCAAUUCAAAUUUAAGAGUUUAGACACAAACUCUGACUAUUCCUUAUAAGUGAACUUAUUUACACUACAAGAUUCCCAGUUCAGCUUAUAUACAUAUAUAACACCAUGUGUGCUUGGUAAAUGGUUUUGUGAUGAUUGCUUUUUGAUGCAUUGUAACAGAUACAGACUAAGAUGGAGAUGUGGAUGUGCUUUGGUGUGCUUAUCCAUUUCUGAGGACUGCGCUGACAUAAUUAAUGUACCCUGUACUCAUGGUUUUGUAAUACGUUUAACUCAUAACUGUCAAUAUUUCUCUGUCCAUGCUUAAUCUUAAAUUAAAUGCUGUGUUUCACUGUC